Messenger RNA from Harmonia axyridis, 1689 nucleotides. RefSeq names its product RNA-binding region-containing protein 3-like. Gene Ontology annotation, cellular component: U12-type spliceosomal complex. Gene Ontology annotation, molecular function: U12 snRNA binding; pre-mRNA intronic binding. Gene Ontology annotation, biological process: mRNA splicing, via spliceosome. The record is from RefSeq and is a predicted model, not a curated record. NCBI's taxonomy places the organism in Eukaryota, Metazoa, Arthropoda, Insecta, Coleoptera, Coccinellidae. Bases 94 to 1368 code for a protein of 424 amino acids. The transcript has a single exon.
AACUCUAUGAAAUAACCUGCUUCUCUUAAUGUCAGAAUAACCAAUUGAAAAUAAUUUUAAUUUUUCAAAAAGUUAUGUCUAGAAUUAAUUGAAAUGGUGUAUGAAAAUAUUCUUCGGAUUAAACACCUCCCAAAAGAACUCUCAGAGGAUGAAAUGGGGGAAUUUUUGCAGCAUUUUGGUGCAAUUCAAGUGAAACUCAUAAAUUACAAAAAAGGAGAUGUAUUAGCUUUUGCAAAAUUUGAGAAUGCAGAAGUAGCCAAAGCUGCAAUGUAUAGAUUACACCAACUUACAGUUCUGAAUUCUAGAUUAUCUGUAGUUUAUGCAGAAACUGAUAUUGGAGACCGAAAGAUAAAAUUGAAGAAAAUAGAAGAAGAUGACAAUAUUCAGAAGAAAUGCUUCAAAGAUUUUAUUGUCAAAAUGUAUUCUUACAACCACUCUGUAGGAUUUCAUCAACCUCCACCACCUCAUUUGCGGUAUGAAUAUCCCAAAGCUAAUAGGCCUACCAUAAAUAAUAUAGCCCAUGUUUUGGCUACUGUUCCAAAGUUUUAUAUACAAGUUUUACAUUUAAUGAAUAGAAUGAACCUUCCUCCACCUUUUGUCAUUGAAAAUCCACCAGUUAAACAUAUUAAACCACAGGUAAAUUUGAAACCAGUUCCAAUACCUCAACCAGAUGCUAAAAAUGCAAGUUCUUCAGAAUCAGAAUUAGAAAGUGAUGGGGAAACAAAAACAAAAGAUAUAAUUCCGCAGAAACAACCUACAGCUAUUAAAAAGGGAAUUAAACGUCCAAAAUUCAUUAAACCCAAUGCUAAACAGGUUGUUCCACCUAAGAUAAUGAAGAGUGAAGAGGUUUUUGAUCAAGUUGACAUACCAAUUCAAAGAAAGAUUGAGAUGAAAGUUCCAGGUCAGAUUACAGAGAAAGGUGUUGAAAAUGACAAAUCUGCUGAUGUGGAUCAAAAUGAAGUGAUGGAAGAAAGUUUCAUAACUAGAGAAAAAGGAAGUAUAAUUAGUGAUGAAGAAUUGAAAAGUAAUCAAAUUCCUUCAGAUAACUUGAGUGUUUUAGCAGUUUUCAAAGAUUAUCACCCUGGUGUUCCAAGUAAUAGACUCUAUAUAAAAAAUAUUGCUAAAAAUGUUAGUCCUGAUGAUUUAGCAUAUAUUUUUAAUCGAUAUAAAAGUGAACCAACUGAAGGAAACGAGACUUUGUUUGAAAUCAAGUUGAUGCAGGAAGGAAGAAUGAAAGGACAAGCUUUUGUGACUUUAGAGAAUGUGCAAAUUGCUCAAAAAGCCAUCGAAGAAACUAAUGGUUUCAUUCUUAAAGAUAAGCCUCUUGUAGUUGUAUAUGGAAGAAACUCUCAAAAAUCCAAAAACUGAUCUUUAAAUGACUUGCAAUUGAUUUGAUUUGUGCUUGUUGAACAUUUUUCCUUUUUAAUUUGAACAGUAAUAUUCCAGCUUAAUUUUAUGAAAAUUAAUAUGAGCAGUUUUUAUCAUAAUCAAUUGUGCCUUAGCUUUAAUCAUAUGGUUUAUUUCUUGGAUUUUUUUCAUGGAUACCUAAUAAGAAAUCAAUUUCUUUCUGAAACUGAUAUGAUUUACAAACUCAAUACAAAAUAAGGAUUAAAUUCAAAUCUUGUAAUCUUGUGAUAUUUUAUUUGUAGCAUUGUUCUUCUUCAAUCAAUACACAAAGUCUUUUUAUUC